Pieris napi is the source of this 2312-nucleotide messenger RNA. RefSeq names its product host cell factor-like. The record is from RefSeq and is a predicted model, not a curated record. Gene Ontology annotation, molecular function: transcription coactivator activity; protein binding. Gene Ontology annotation, cellular component: histone methyltransferase complex. Bases 178 to 1953 code for a protein of 591 amino acids. Lineage: Eukaryota; Metazoa; Arthropoda; Insecta; Lepidoptera; Pieridae. The transcript is spliced from 13 exons. Gene Ontology annotation, biological process: chromatin remodeling; regulation of DNA-templated transcription.
GUGACGCCAAGUUGGCUAGCCGCUAAACACUAUGGACAUUGGACGAUUAUUUGAAUUUGUCAAAUAGUAGAUGAAUUUGUGAAUUAUUCUGAGAAUGUUCGGUUUUAUUUGUUAAUUGGGGUUCAUAAAUCAAUCUUUAUUUGUGAAAAACAAUCCUUGUAUAAUAGAUUGUGCAAAAUGGAUGCAGAAGCUCAAUUACAUGGUGAUGUUUCCGAUGGCGCGGAAAUGUCUCCUUUGGUUGAAAAUCAACCAGAAACAAUUGAUGAAAUAGCGGAAGAUAACAUUACCAGCGAGCAUUCUGAUGCGGUUGAAACAACAGAGGGUGCAGCUACAAAUGGAGGAGCACCCACAAGUAGCAGUGAUCUCUUAGAACUGGAUCAAGGUGGAGAGCAGGCAGAUCAUGAUGAACCAGAAGUUGGUGAAGAAGGCAAUCAAGAAGCAGAAGAUGAAAUGGAUAUAGAUGAAACAACUCCUGGAGCAGUUGGGGAUGAGUCUGCUUACAUUGGAGACAACUGUUUAUCAACUCCCGCUGUGACUGAAGAUAACUCUCCUCAAGAGAGUGAGGGCUUAGAUCUCCUUUUAAAACAAGAAGGUCUGGAUGAGGAUACGGCUGAACGAGGUGAACAGCAAGAAGAGUCUCCUGACCAAUCAAUCAGCUCUGCAAUGCCUAUUGAAGGUGAUACUGCACCAAUUAUUAACGAUGAUGAGUCAAGUACAAUGGAUGAAGAUAUGGGUGGUGGAGAAGGAGUUGCCAGCAGCGAUGAUGUUAAUGAUAUCAGCAGUGCUGCACAGGACAUUCUUGGAACAGCUAUUAGUUCUAGCACUCCAGAAGUCGCUGACAUAACAAGCAGUGGGCAGGGAGAGCCAACUCUUAUCUCUUCCACAGCCAAUGGACCUGCAUUACUCCAUUCCUUCACAAUACUGCCGCAACCCACUAAUGAUUUUAGUGAUGCAGAUACAUCUGAAAUGGAAGGAGGGGCAGACACAAUGCCCGCUGUGAGUGAGUCCUUGCCAAUACUCACAAUGACAGCAAACGGAGCUGCUAUUCUAUCUCCUAACUUAUUGCAAGUGGCAGGCAGUGGGGUAACUGACGAGGCUGAGGGUGAGGAAGGAGCGAGCGGGGGGGUGUCGUCAUCGGGAGGUGGCGCGGCCGAAGAGGGGGCCGUGAGCAGCUCAGGGGCAAAUGGGCAGCCGCCCAUCCCGCCCACAGAUGCUGCCCACGCGCUGGCCACCCUUGCGAGUGCUGCCUUACAUCACAAUCAAGAACAGCCUGAACAAGAAGAACAAAAACCAAAUGAAGAAGACACAUGGUAUACAGUUGGCAUUGUGAAAGGAACUACAUUUACAGUUCAAAACUACAUUUCUGAUCCGAACAUAGAGCUAUCAAAUUUAUCGUUGGACAAUCUGCCAGACCUCACUGAGUUGUCCACGACGCCAUUGGAGCACGGCACAGCGUACAAGUUUAGGAUCGCCGCCAUUAAUUCCUGUGGCAAAGGGGACUUUAGUGAGGAAGCAGCAUUCAAAACGUGUCUCCCUGGAUUCCCGGGCGCACCUUCUGCCAUCAAAAUUUCAAAGUCCGUGGAGGGCGCACACUUGUCAUGGGAACCUCCGCAGGUCGCAGCCGAAGGCAUCUUCGAGUACUCCGUAUAUCUUGCUGUACGCUCCAGUUCACAACAAAAGGAAUCAAAGAACCAGCUGGCCUUCGUACGCGUGUAUUGCGGUAAAGCGAACACGUGCGUAGUCCCGCAGUCGUCGUUGGGCGCGGCCCACGUGGACUCGUCAGCGAAACCCGCGAUCAUAUUCCGUAUUGCAGCGAGGAACGAUAAAGGCUAUGGACCCGCUACUCAAGUCAGGUGGCUGCAAGAUAUCAAAUCAACGGGCGUAAAGCGAGCAGGCGAAGGUCGACUUCCGGGAGCUUCGCCCUCAAAACAAACAAAACAAGUACUGCACUAAACUUCAUUUAGAAUAAUAAUUAUUAACCUUAACCUAAGUACUUCCAGACACUAAUUGCCAGAUAAAACUAAAAUAUUCUGUAAUUCAUUCAACAAUGUAAUUUGAAAUCAAAUUAUUAAAAUAAAUGUAUAAAAUGUAUCUCCUGUUAGAAUUGUAAUUCGUGAUCUGGAAGCAUUGUUACGUGCCUUUUGCACGGUAGUUUUACACAUAUGUAUUUUUUUAAGACCCUUGGACCCGCGAUGUAUUAGAAUAAUUUUGUAGAACCGCAAUAAGUAUGUAAGAUUCGAAUGAAUAGCGUAAGUGAAAAUUAUACAUGUUAUGUAAAAUACUUGACAGAGAAUAAACAAUUUUUAUAAAUU